UUACACAAACUAAAAAUUGAUAGCUAAAGAAAUUUAAAAAAUGAAGCUCCACUACCUUUCAUUGUUCCUUCUUGUGAUCAUCUUGGAGCUAAGCACCAAUGUCUAUGGUUUCUCAUCACAACUUGUGACCAAAAAAACAUUGAAGCCCUUAUUAUUACCACCCCCUGAGGCAUUUCUUUCAAUUGGUCACUAUCAUGCAACAUGUCCAAAUGCUGAAGGCAUUAUCUCACAAAAAGUUGCUGCUUGGAUUAAGAAGGACCCCACUUUGGCCCCAUCCAUCAUUCGCUUGCAUUUUCAUGAUUGUGCAAUUAGAGGAUGCGAUGCAUCAAUUUUGCUAAACCACAAAGGCAGUGAAAGAACUGCUUUUGAAAGCAAAACCUUAAGAGGAUUCCAAUUGAUAGAUGAAAUAAAGUUUGAGCUAGAGAAAACUUGUCCAAGAACAGUUUCAUGUGCUGACAUUCUCACAGCAGCUGCAAGAGAUGCAACAAUAUUUGCAGGAGGACCAUUUUGGGAAGUACCAUUCGGUCGAAAAGACGGUAAAAUUUCACUAUCAAAAGAAGCAAAAUUGGUUCCACAAGGCCAUGAAAACAUAACAGGUUUACUGAAUUUCUUUGAAGAAAGAGGACUUGACAUGCUUGAUUUGGUUACUCUAUCAGGUUCACACACAAUUGGUAGAACCACUUGCUAUUCUGUUAUGAACAGGAUUUACAAUUUCAAUAAUACUGGAAAACCUGAUCCAUCACUUAACAUAUAUUACUUGAAACUUUUGAAGAAAAGGUGUAAACGUGAUUUUGAUAUGGUGCAUCUUGAUGUUAUAACUCCAAGGACUUUUGAUACAACUUAUUAUACAAAUCUUGUGAGGAAAGUAGGAUUGUUGUCAACAGAUCAGCUGUUGUUUUCUGAUGAAAGGACAACUCCUUUUGUGGAGGCAUUUGCAACACAGCCUUUUGUUUUUACUAGUCAGUUUGCAGUGUCAAUGGUCAAGCUUGGAAAUGUUCAAGUUUUGACUAGGCCUAAUCAAGGUGAAAUUAGAGUCAAUUGUAAUUAUGUUAAUGUUGUUUAGUUUUAUUUUUUUGCUUAAUGUUUUGUUCACUUGUUUGUUGGUGUUUUAUAUUUGAGGAUUGCAAAAGUAUAUUUGUUUUAUACCUUGAUGAAAUUCAAGAUUAAAUACUUAUAUGGCCUGA
Cicer arietinum (chickpea) is the source of this 1184-nucleotide messenger RNA. RefSeq names its product peroxidase 7-like. Gene Ontology annotation, molecular function: heme binding; peroxidase activity. Lineage: Eukaryota; Viridiplantae; Streptophyta; Magnoliopsida; Fabales; Fabaceae. Gene Ontology annotation, biological process: hydrogen peroxide catabolic process; response to oxidative stress. The record is from RefSeq and is a predicted model, not a curated record.